AUGUUACUAGUUUUCAUCCUCUGGGGCAUGCUUUUCCCAUCUUCUUCUUUCAGCUGUAUGGAGCCCUUCAACGUUUCGUUCCCAUCUUUUGAUUCCGGCAGCUGCAGCAAAACCGGCAACUUGAUCUGCAUGGGAUCAGUUUCAGUGGGCAAUGGAAGUUUGAGCAUCACACCACCUGAUCCAAGCACACCAGUUAACCAGAUUGGAAGAGUUUUAUACCAUGUCCCUGUCCUUGCUUGGCCGGCAUAUAUCUGCACCACCUUCACCAUUAGGAUCCUGGUCGAACAUAAUGCAUCGAUAGCUGGUGAUGGAAUGGCUUUCGUUUUGGCACAGGAUAGUAAUCCCUCACCAUCAAAGAGCUUCGGAUCCUACAUGGGAGUCUUUGAUCAGUCGACUCAAGGUGUCCUUCGUCAACUGGCUGUCGAGUUUGACACAUACAAGAAUGAAGACGAACCGGAUGCAAACCAUAUUGCAAUUGACACAGUCAGCAUAGAGGAACCAGUUGCUUUUAAGAGCCUCAACGGUACAGGCAUUCAACUCAAAAGUGGAAGGGAAAUUACUGUCAUGAUUGAAUACGAUGGAUGGAGCAAACGGCUGCAGAUCUAUGUGGCCUAUGCCGGGGAGCCCCUAGCGAGUUUUCUGAAUCAUACGAUGAAGUUGCAACACACUGUUCCGAGCAAUGUCUACAUGGGGUUCACAGCAGCAACUGGAACUCUUCGAGAAACUCAUCAAAUCCUUUCAUGGAAUUUCACAACUGCCCGGUUGCCUAAAGAAUCUCUCGAGGAAAAGCCAAAGAUGUUUGGUGUAGUUUACAUCAUAAUUGGCGCGGUGCUGUUGCUUGCUGCAAUAGUUGCUACCCCCUUCAUCCUCACAGAUCGGAAGAGCAAAAUGGAGAGGAUAGCAAGAAAAGAUGAUAUUGAGGCACUAAUAGCUGUAGCCAAUGGCCCCAAACUGUUUUCUUACCGACAACUUUCAGAGGCUACUCGCAACUUCAGGAAGGAAAAUCUUCUGGGAACUGGCGGUUUUGGAAGCGUUUACAAAGGCGUCGUAUCCAAAUCCAAUCCUCCUACCACCAUUGCAGUCAAGAAGAUUUCUUCAACAUCAAAACAAGGUGAGAAAGAGUACUUGGCAGAAAUUUGCACGAUUGGACGCCUCAGGCACAAAAACAUAGUGCAGCUCCAAGGCUGGUGCCAUGACCGCGACCAGCUCCUCCUAGUCUAUGAAUACAUGCCAAAUGGCAGCCUUGACCGGUUCAUUGGCAAGGACGAAUUCCUCGACUGGCCAACCAGACACAAGGUACUGGUAGGAUUAGCGUCGGCUCUAGUCUACCUACACGAAGAGUGUGGCAACCCCGUUGUUCACAGAGACGUGAAGCCAAACAAUGUGAUGCUGGAUGGAGACUACAAUGCGCAUCUAGGCGAUUUCGGGCUGGCAAGACUACUACUCCAAGACGCAGCCUCGGUCACAACCAUGAUAGCCGGGACUCCCGGCUACUUGGCCCCGGAAGUCAGCUUCACCGGGAGGGCCACACCCGAAUCGGAUGUGUACAGCUUUGGAAUGGUGGUGCUGGAACUGGUGUGUGGGAAAAGAUCAAGGGGGAUCAUGGACGAAAACAGCCUGGUGGACAGUGUGUGGGAUUUGCAGGAAACAGGGGCAUUGCUGAACUGUGUGGACAAGCAGCUGCAGGGCCAAAAAUAUAACGAGGAACAAGUGAAAAGGGCUUUGCUUGUGGGGCUGGCUUGUUUGCAUCCAGAUUUCAUGUUGAGGCCUAGGAUGAGGAAGGUGGUUCACAUCUUCAUGAACCCUGAUGAGCCUCUCAUGGAGCUGCCAGAGACUCGGCAGAGCGCCGUGCGGCUGUCCUUCCGGUCUUCUUUUGCCACCACGACGACCACCACUGAUCUUUGCUCCAAUUGCACCAACACUGGUUCUUGUGGAGGCUACACUGAGUCAUUGCCUGAUGAGACUGAAGCUAGGUUUGAGCUGUGA
Diospyros lotus (date-plum) is the source of this 1986-nucleotide messenger RNA. Its product is annotated as probable L-type lectin-domain containing receptor kinase S.5. NCBI's taxonomy places the organism in Eukaryota, Viridiplantae, Streptophyta, Magnoliopsida, Ericales, Ebenaceae. Gene Ontology annotation, molecular function: ATP binding; protein kinase activity; carbohydrate binding. The transcript is spliced from 3 exons. The record is from RefSeq and is a predicted model, not a curated record. Gene Ontology annotation, cellular component: plasma membrane. Bases 1 to 1986 code for a protein of 661 amino acids. Gene Ontology annotation, biological process: protein phosphorylation.